Molecule: messenger RNA, 1095 nt
Organism: Astyanax mexicanus (Mexican tetra)
Lineage: Eukaryota; Metazoa; Chordata; Actinopteri; Characiformes; Acestrorhamphidae
Gene: uchl3
Product: ubiquitin carboxyl-terminal esterase L3 (ubiquitin thiolesterase)
Exons: 8
Coding region: 82-645 (187 amino acids)
Biological process (GO): protein deubiquitination; ubiquitin-dependent protein catabolic process
Cellular component (GO): cytoplasm
Molecular function (GO): cysteine-type deubiquitinase activity
Source: RefSeq, a predicted model, not a curated record
AACCAAUUUUUACGACAGCUGGGACUGGUAUCUACAUGGCAGUUUGGAGAUGUUUACGGUUUGGAUCCAGAGCUCCUUACAAUGGUGCCCAGGCCUGUGUGUGCUGUUCUGCUCCUGUUUCCUGUGACAGAGAAGUAUGAAUCAUUUAGACUGGAGGAAGAAGCAAAGAUUAAGGCCCAGGGGCAAGAAGUAUCCCCAGACGUGUACUUCAUGAGACAAACUAUUGGAAAUGCUUGUGGCACAAUAGGAUUGAUUCACGCAGUGGCAAAUAACCAAGGACAUCUUGAGUUUGAGCCCAACUCACCACUGAAGACAUUUUUAGUGCAGUCCUCCAAGUUGAGCCCAGAGGAGAAAGCAACUUUCCUUGAAAAAGAUGAGAGUAUCCGUGUAACACAUGAGUCAAGUGCUCAAGAGGGCCAGACAGAGGCUCCAAGUUUAGAUGAAAAAGUAGACCUGCAUUUUAUUGCCUUGGUAAAUGUUGGGGGACAUUUACAUGAAUUGGAUGGAAGGAAACCUUUUCCAAUUGUUCACGGAAAAACCUCAGAGGACCGUUUUCUUGAGGAUGCUGCAGAAGUCUGCAAGAAAUUCAUGGCACGUGAUCCUCAGGAGCUUCGCUUCACUGUGGUGGCUCUUUCCAAAGCAUAAGCUGCUCGCUCUUUUGUGUUCUACCAAGACGAAAACUGCCAAUCAUUCUCAAGUGCUGAACAUGUUGGAAUGUUUGCAAUUUUACAGAAUAGAUUUUGAUAAAAUGGUUGUUUGCUGAAAGCUUUGACUCUAACACCUGCAAAUUUCCCUGACCUGCUGUGUUGCUCUAACCCUAAAGUGCAGACUAUAAGUGAACUAAAUAUGAACAAUUAAAUCUGUGAUUAGGUAAAAGAAAGUAUUAAAUCAUAUCAAAAUGCUGUUUUAUUGCUAUUUGCAUUAAAAAAAUGGUCCACUUUGAACUCUCCCUCCUACCAAUGCUCUAAUGGAAAUAAUAAUGAUGGGUUUCUUCAGAUUUCACAAAAGACUGGAUGUUAUGUUAAAGUCUCUAAACUGAUCUGGAAUCGGGAAUGAUAAUAUUUGGGUGUAUUAAAGGUUAAGCUGUUUAUAAAA